AUGCUAUCUCGACAGUUCUCUAUCAUAGCUAGUAGCCUGCUUCUUGGGCUCGCCAGUCCAGCUCAGGCAUUGCCGGGAACCAACUUGGAAAUACGGGGUGAUCUGCCAUUCCCUGUUUCCGACUUUACCACAACUGUGGGAUCUGUCCAGAAUACCUAUUGCGGAUCAGCAGCGAACCAGCCAGGACAGAAAAUUGGCGACCAGACGUUGCUUAAGGCUUACGGUAACGGAGAUAGCACCCAGCGUGCCAAUAUCUAUUACUCCAACAGCUUAGGCAUCAUCGUCGCUUACGAAGGCACCAAUCUCUCGAGCCUCACAUCCAUUGUUCACGACGUUGCAGCUGUCCAGACGGUUCCCGCGCUCGAUCUUGGCAUCCCCGCGAGCAAUCUGGUCGAUGCUGGUUUUCAAAGUGCUUGGUAUGCUACCUGGGCUGAUGUCAAGCAAGGUCUGUACGAGGUCACGGCGCAAUACAACUCCAGCAAUAUCGUCGUGACAGGUCAUAGCCUAGGGGCCGCCGCUGCUUUGUUCGCUGCUCUUGCCAUUCAAAAGGAAUUCGGUAUCGUUGACAAAGUCAUUGCCUACGGCGUACCGCGGGUCGGCGAUCCGGCCUUUGCAAACAGCUUUGACCAGGUGUUCCUUGGAAAAUACACUGGUGUAACCAACGGGAACGACUGGGUUCCAUCCGUGCCCUAUCAGUGGAUGGGGUAUCGCCAUCUCUCGGGCAUGGUAUGGAUCAACCCGGCGAACACAACAUCCUGGACAUUCUACCCGGGUCAGGAGAACCCCAGUGGGCCGCAGGCUGCGGGCACUCCGGAAUAUUUCUACCCCGGAACAGCGACUUUAUAUUUCGGUGAUCACCAAGGAAUUUAUAUGCACAACUCUAUGGGCACUGUUUACGGUCCUUGUCCGGCCGCCGCGGGCGGCUAUUAA
Pestalotiopsis fici W106-1 is the source of this 930-nucleotide messenger RNA. RefSeq lists its product as uncharacterized. The record is from RefSeq and is a predicted model, not a curated record. Gene Ontology annotation, biological process: lipid metabolic process. NCBI's taxonomy places the organism in Eukaryota, Fungi, Ascomycota, Sordariomycetes, Amphisphaeriales, Sporocadaceae. Bases 1 to 930 code for a protein of 309 amino acids. The transcript has 2 exons.